UUUUGUAACUUUGUAAGAGAAGAUUAACUAAACGUGUUUAUUACAUUUUUGUGGGAUACAAAUAACAGCAGGAAUACAUAGUAUCUACAGUUAAAACGGAACUAAGAAAAAUAUAUCAAAUGAUGAAGGUGAAGUUGAUAAUGAACCAAUUGCAAAAAAGUCAAAACAUGACAAACAUUAUGCAGAACUUGAAGGGAAUGCUUCGGAUAGUGAUGAUGAACCUUUGUCAAAAUUAAAAAUAAGUAACAAUGGUGAAACCGGUGGAUGUGAAAAUUUUAUACCUCAACAGCAAAGACAAAUCGGUCAAUUAAGUCCAACUCAAGAAAAUACAAAUACAUCUGUGUUUGCUGAACAGAUAAUUUCAGCACAGGAACAAAAUGUGAAUAAUGAAAGUGGAAAACUUGUUCUAAAUUCAUGUCUAUCAUCUUACACAGAUAAUAAAACCACACUGAAGGAUUCUACAAAUGUCUCCAUAUCAGCCAUUAACAGCAGUAAUACAACUGAUGAAAAUACAAUUACAACUGUUGUUGCUGAACAGAUAAUUUCAGCACAGGAACAAAAUGUGAAUAAUAAAGGAGAAGAACUUGUUCUAAAUUCGUGUCUAACAACUGACACAGAUAAAGUUUACACCACACUGAAGGAUUUUACAAAUGUCUCCAAAUCAGUCAGCAACAGCAGUGAUACAACUUUGAAGACACCACUAAAACCUUUGAUUUCUCUGUUUCCAAAUUUUGAUGAAGAUCCAUCUUUCUAUGGAUUACAAGAUCAUGCACAAUCUGCACUUGACCAUGAUUACCAUGUUCAAGUGGUAGCAGAACCAUAUGAGAAUAUGAAUUUCUUUCAAUCAUCCAUGGAUUCAUGUACAUAUACCAGCAAAGAGCAAGAAAUAAUUCAAGAUCCUAUGCCCAACCUGACCUGUCAAACAUUGCAACCACCUGAUCAGGAAUUUUCAAAACAUCAGACAUUAUCUGAACAGCUUGAUUUCAUUGAAAAGCAAAAUGGAACCAUACUAGAGGCACAGAACAUUGCGUUUGAACAAAUAUCAAAUAUUUCAAUAUCUAUGGACACUGUACAAUCAAAUUUACAAUAUUUAAUAAACCUGAUCAAAUGUAGGAGCACGGUUAAAAGCAGUAAUAAACAAACACCUGUGACACCAAGAGGAGAUAGUGUUCACCUAGAGAAGACAUUAGAUAUCAACUGUCAGAUACCAGUCGUUGUAAGAUCAACAAUAAACCCAGAGAAUAUCAGGAUAGGCAACUCAAAUUUUGAGAUGAGCUAUGAUAAGUACUGCAAAAUUUUACAAAGAAACAGUAACCUUCCAACUACAUUUGCAGUAAAAUUACUUUCUGUUUUGUUCACUGAUAACGAACUAUUUGAGAGAAAUGUCACAGGAAGGGUCAUACACGAUAAUGUCCAGAGGUCAAAACUUAACCCCAUAAAGUUAGAUGCUAUUGAAAACCAACUUCGUUUACAGUUUCCACAAUUUAUGGAUUCUAAGGAGAACAAUGACAAAAUAUGGAUUGCAAUAAAUGGGAAAUGCAGAAAAACAACUGCUAAACUUAACAAGACUGUGUUUUCAGAUCCAAUCUAAAGUUCAAUAUUUUUCUUAAUUAGUUCAUGCUUGUUUAACCUCUUGGCAGAGUUUCAUAUGAUCUAUUGUAAUCAUUUUGUUUCAAUUUCCAACAUGAGCUUUAUCUCUGAAUUCUUAUGGUCAAGUUUAAACAUAAUUGUCAACUCUGAAUUUGCAAGGUCAAGUUUAAACAAAAUUGUCAAUGUCUGUAUUUUAAAGAAUCUUAAGAAUUAAUAUUGAAAAAAUUCUGGCUUAUUUUUAUAGGUUCCUGAAACCUCUUAUUGGCUGUCCCUCUUUUGAUAUCUGAUCUGAAACACUUGGAGCAAUUUGAACUAAAAUUAUUAUUAAAUUCCCUGAUUGGUUCCCUUGUAUUUAAGCACAACUCGUCCUUAACAGCUUGAUAGAUAUUAAUGAAACUUUACACAGUUGAAGGACACAACCUGAGAAUGUGCAUGAAGGAAAAUAAUUCUGGUCUGAAAUAUUUCAACAGAGACAAUUGAACUUACUUAUUUUAUUAACUAUGGGAGGGGGGGGGUAUCCUUUAGUUAGUUGACUCACAGUUCUAAAUUCCUUUUUUCACAUAUAUAUAUAUAUAACAAAUAAGGAGAUGAGAUAUAUAUAUAUAUAUGGUAUGACUUCCAAUGAGACAACUUAACUAUCAACUAGAGUAGAGACACAUUGCAUGGAUUUGAUCAACUUGGGUAACCAUAGGACUUUAAACAGUGAGCUAUAGAUUUUUAUUUUAUUCAAAAUAUUAGUAGACACAAUAAUCUGUAAUGGCAGAUUCUUGAUCCUAUGAGUUAAAAGGUACAUUGUAUUUUAUUUGACCUGAUGCAUAAGAACCCAAUAUACCAAUAUACUUCUUUCUUUAAUUUAAGAAGCAUGUAAUGAUGGGAUGAUUCAUUAAUAUUUUGAUAUUUUUAAUGAUACUUGUACAUGUAAUAGUGAUUUUAAAGAUAAAAAUGUUGGAACAUAAGGUAAAAUAUUUUAUUUUUGUAUCACCUUGAAGGAGUCAAAAAGCAAGACAUAGGUAUAUAAAAAAGAAGAUUUGGUUUAAUUGCCAAUGAGACAACUCUUCACAAGAGACCAAAUGACAUAGAAAUUAACAACUAUAGGUCACAUGCUGUUUAUGGCAGCGGUGUCAACAAUGUAUUAGUUUGGGAUUAGGUCUAGUUUAUGGUGAUUCACUAGUGAUAGGUCAAUGAUAUUUGGUACGCAGUUGUCUUAGCUUUGGCACAUCUCAUUUACAUGGAGAUUAUUUGGCCCUGCCCUCUCAGUUAUGGUCUAUUGACUCUGAAACGUUUGCUUAAGAUACAUGUAUUAGUUUGUGAUUAUGUCAGUUUAUGAUGAACCAUUAGUGGUAGGCCAAUGUUUAUUGGUAUUCAGUUGUAUAAGCAUUAGAACAUAUCACUUCCAUGGAGAAUAUUUGGCUUCACCCGCUCAGUCAUGGUCUAUUAACUUUGAAACUUUUGCUUAGUUCACAUGUAUUUGUUUGUGAUUAGAUCAGUUUAAGAUGAAUCGCUAAUGUUUAGUCAAUGAUAUUAGGUAUGCAAAUUUAUUGGCAUUUGCAAGUCUCUUUUCCAUGGUGAUUAUAAUCAUGGUUUAUCGACUUAGACACUUUUACAUAGUUUACAAGUUUAUUAAGUGUUUAGGUUUGUUUAAAGGCAUGGACUUAUGAUAAGUCAAUGGUAUUUGGUAUGCAAUUGAAUUAGAAUUGGCACAUCUUUUAUACAUCUCAUUUCCAUGGGGAUUGUUAAGCCAUGUACCUUCAGUAAUGGUACAUUGACUUUGAAUAUUUGAAUAACUUACAUGUUAAAGUAUUGCUAUUUUGAUUUCAAAAUUUGCAUUAUUAGAAUUACAGAAAGGCGAGACAUAUUUCUGUGUUAACAGUAAAAGAAAUGCCAGUUAUCAAAUAUAGCUCAUCAUACAUCUUUGAAGAUGGUGAAUUAUUUCUUUGCUUUUUCUUUUGUACAUAAAAUGUUGAGUAGACUUUUUGUUUGUUUAGCUUUCAUUAUUUUAUGCAUGUCUUUUCUGAAGAUUUAUGGAAUAUCCUUUGAUAUUGUUCAAAAUAAAGGCAUGUUCAGAAUAUGUGGAUAUUUUUAGAGAAAUAUAAAGUAGCAUAAUUGUUCAGUAGUUUUGAAGUUUAUAUCAACAAAAUUCUUUAUUUUUUGUUUACAUUUUUGCUCAGGUGUUUAUCAUUGUGCAACAACUUGUGUUUAGGAAUAUUUUUGCAGACAUUUCAAAAGAGUUCUCUUUUUCAUAUUUCCUAAAUUAAUUCAAAUCAAAUAGUUAUUGAAUUACUUCAUUGUUUUAUGAAGUGAAUUACUUCAUUGUUUUAUGAAGUGAAUUACUUCAUUGUUUUAUGAAGUAACAAAUUAUACUCAAAAAGGGAACUUUUCCAGUGUGACAGUACCAGCCAUCAACUGGUUGAAAAAGUAAAAUCCACAUUUAAUAGAUAGAAAGAUAUAUGUAGUGUGCUAUUUUCAUUUGCAUGUUUCACUUUACUCAUUUGGAGUACUUUGAAUAUAUAUAUAUAUUCUGAAUUCAUUCUUGAGAUUUUUUUAAAUUAAAAUAUUCAUAGUUUUGCAAGUACAUUUGAAGGAGAUAUAUUUUAGUGGUAGAUGUACAUUGUUACAGGUGUUGGGUAUUAUUAGAAGAAUUAGUCAAGGUUAUUAGAUAUAUGUAAUUGAUUUUGUUGUUUAUUUAAGAAUUGAAUGCUUCUUUUUGUAAAUUUAUUGGGGUGUAAAAGCGUUGACCGA
Mytilus trossulus (common blue mussel) is the source of this 4329-nucleotide messenger RNA. RefSeq lists its product as uncharacterized. NCBI's taxonomy places the organism in Eukaryota, Metazoa, Mollusca, Bivalvia, Mytilida, Mytilidae. The record is from RefSeq and is a predicted model, not a curated record. The coding region runs from base 830 to 1591 and encodes 253 amino acids. Gene Ontology annotation, molecular function: DNA binding. The transcript has 2 exons.